GUCAAAUUGAAAAUGAAUUGGAACCAAUACUUCAUGAAAAUGAUAUGAACGUGCCAGAUGAACAUGAAAAACGUAUUAAAUUUUUAUUAGGUAUACUUACAUCUGUCAGUGAUAUUACUGCUUACUUUCCGUCGUUGGCAAAACAAUUAGUGGAUGAAGAAUUGCAACAAAGACAUUCAUGA
Messenger RNA from Didymodactylos carnosus, 182 nucleotides. The record is from the annotation of a GenBank genome assembly. Lineage: Eukaryota; Metazoa; Rotifera; Eurotatoria; Philodinida; Philodinidae.